Danaus plexippus (monarch butterfly) is the source of this 2757-nucleotide messenger RNA. It is a transcript of the gene Mtmr6, whose product is annotated as myotubularin-related protein 6. Lineage: Eukaryota; Metazoa; Arthropoda; Insecta; Lepidoptera; Nymphalidae. Gene Ontology annotation, biological process: dephosphorylation. The record is from RefSeq and is a predicted model, not a curated record. Gene Ontology annotation, molecular function: phosphatase activity; metal ion binding.
UAUGUCAAAGUUUUUGAGUACAUUUUUCAAAUGUUUUGGUGAUUUUAUAUAAAUAUUAAAGUGCAUAUGGAUUAUUGUAUGCAGUUUUGUGAAGUUUUAUAAACCGUGUUUUAGAUAUUAGUAUAAAAUUUGACAUUUUAUUAAUAGCUAAUCGUUUAAUUUCGAGUGUUUGGUUAUUUUAUUGAUUAUCGUCAUAUCCUGAGAUGGAUAUCAUCAAAACUCCAAAGCUGGAGAACGUCCAGAUGCUGGAUAAAUACAAUCUUAGGAAUCCAUCAAAAGGCACGCUGUACUUUGCAACAACUCACCUCAUAUUCGUUGAUCAUGAAAUGAGAAAGGAAACUUGGAUACUUCUAAUGCACAUAUCAACAGUGGAACGUUUGCCGAUCACAACGACGGGCUCGCCUCUGUUAGUUCGCACUAAGACCUUCCAAUCUGUGUUCUUUGUUAUACCGAGAGAACGGGACUGUCACGAGAUGCACCAGACCCUGCUGAGGUUAAGUCAACCGGUUAACCUGGAAGAGCUAUACUGCUUCCAUUACAAGUCUACUCCGGACGACCUUCCCAAGUCAGCUGGUUGGAAUUUCUUCGACAUACAGACAGAGUUCCAGAGAAUGAAUGUCCCCAAUGAACAGUGGACCCUCUGUAACGCUAACAGAGAUUAUGAGCUUUGUGACACUUACCCAAGCGAGAUUUACGUACCGGCUCGAGCCUCCAGUGCGGUGUUACUGGGCAGCGCCAGCUUCCGGUCCCGCGGGAGGUUGCCGGUGUUGGCUUACUUGCACCAUAACAAAGCGGCCAUCGCCAGAUGCAGUCAGCCAUUAAGCGGAUUUUCUGCCAGAUGCAUGGAAGACGAACAAAUGUUGGAUCUCAUCCGUCGCGCAAACCCCAACUGCGGGUACAUGUAUGUCGUGGACACACGACCGAGGAUUAAUGCGAUGGUGAAUCGUGCCGCUGGCAAGGGCUAUGAGAACGAAGCCUUCUACGAGAACAUCAAGUUUCAGUUCAUGGGCAUCGGUAACAUACACGUGAUGAGGAAGAGUCUUCAGAAACUGGUUGAAACGUGUGAACAAAACUCUCCCACAAUGUCGUCCUUCUUGAAUGGCUUGGAGUCAUCAGGUUGGCUGAAACAUAUCAAAUCUAUCCUGGACACGUCCUGGUGGAUAGCCAGCGCUAUAUCCGGAGGAGUGAGCGUCUGUGUUCACUGCAGCGACGGCUGGGACAGAACCGCUCAGGUGUGCUCGCUGGCCGCCCUGUGUAUAGAACCUCACUACAGGACUAUCAAUGGCUACCAGGCGUUGAUCGAAAAGGACUGGCUGUCAUUUGGCCACAAGUUCACGGCUCGUUGUGGUCACGUGGCGUGUGACUCACGAGAACGAUCGCCCGUCUUCACACAGCUGCUGGACUGCACCUGGCAGCUGCUGCGGCAGGCCCCAGAGGCCUUCCAGUUCAACGAGAGGUUCCUACUAACAUUACACGACCACGCCCACGCCUGCCAGUACGGGACAUUCAUUGGUAACUGCCAGAAGGAUAGGCGAGAUCUCAGAUUGUCGGAGCGAACGUUCUCACUAUGGGGCUAUAUGGCGAGUCACCUCAAUGAGUACAAGAAUCCACUGUACAAUCCCAAAGCCUACCCCGACAUAUUGAAACCCGACUUGAGCGCUCAGAGUAUCAGGUUCUGGCGCGGUAUGUAUUGUCGCCAUGAGAGCGGUGUCCAUCCUCGGGAGUCUCUGGCAGACCUGCUGCCGGCCGCCGUACACCACGCCACCGCCCUGACUCAUCACAUAGAUUACCUGGCUAAGAGGAUAUCGACGUUCAAAAACCUUUUGUCCGGACGGAAGAGAAAAGAUGACACCGUCGUGAACUAUCAGAACGGAUCCUCGGACACCGUGGACAUUGAGACCAAGAUGGAGGCUGCGGAGAUUGAUAAUAAACUUCACUACGAGUCCGGCGGCAACCUAUCAGAGCUGGAGUGCGCUAACCACGACCACCCACUGAAGGAAGGAGCUCCCAAAAUAAUACCGCUCAUAACAGAGAAGGCAGACGCCAUGAUACCCGCGACCCUGAGCCUGCUAGAGGCUGAGAUCAGCACAGUGGCACUCGACUGGAAGACUAUCAAGAACGUCACCGAGUGUGGCUGCUCUACACCCUUGGAUCACUUCAGCAGGAAGCAUCACUGCUGGGGUUGCGGCCGUGUGGUUUGCACGCGGUGUGUGGCCGCUCGGGCAGCCCUGCCAGCCCUGCACGCCGCUAGAGCGGCACCACUGUGUGCAGCUUGCGCACCCUCCACACCCUCCACCCCUGUCACUCCACCUGAUUUGUUGACGUCCGCAACCUAAUUAGAGUACUAUAGUAUUAUGUUUAAAUGGAAAAAGGAAAUAAAAAUAUAAGUUUUGCAUUUUGUUAUAUAGGCUGUAUUAGAUCAUUUAGUCGGAUACUCUUAAGAUAUUUGUAUAUUUGAAAAGAUUUAUUUUAAAAAAACAAUAAUAUUUGAUAAGUUAUGUAACCUUAUUCUAAGAUGCAUGUUUUUUUUUUGUAAAAGUAAUCAUGACAAUUAAAAUUAUGUUAUGUAAUUGUUAUAUGUAUUAACCAUAAGUAAAGUUGUCUUCACUUAAAUAGUUACCGGACUUAUUCCUAAUAAACAAAUUAUGUAAAUAAUUCCGCACAAUUAAUUACAUAUAUAUAUAAUGUUUUAUGUACAUAACAGUAAAAGCUGUCCUCUCGAACUUUGUCAUAUACCAAUAAAUGUAAUAAACCUUU